Pipistrellus kuhlii (Kuhl's pipistrelle) is the source of this 1085-nucleotide messenger RNA. It is a transcript of the gene GYPC, whose product is annotated as glycophorin C (Gerbich blood group). The record is from RefSeq and is a predicted model, not a curated record. The transcript is spliced from 3 exons. Gene Ontology annotation, cellular component: membrane; cortical cytoskeleton. The coding region runs from base 390 to 674 and encodes 94 amino acids. NCBI's taxonomy places the organism in Eukaryota, Metazoa, Chordata, Mammalia, Chiroptera, Vespertilionidae.
CGGGGCAGAGCAGCCAAAAUGCAGGCAGGUCUGUCCCUACUUGGUCACCGUCCGCCCAGGCCGGCAGCCCGUCCCAUCGGGAGUGUCCCGUUCGAGGGGAGCCCUCAGCCCCAGCCCCGCGCCGCCGGAGCGGGGCACCUGGAGUCCGCGGGGGAAGAGUUCCCAAGUGGGCGGGAGCGCAUUUUUUUUAAAAAGGGUGGAAACCCCACCAGCCGAGUGUGCAGAAAAAGUGAAUGAAGUCUGCCUGUCUGGGCCGCAGCCCCUCCCCUCGGCCCGCGUAGAGCAGCCGACCCAGGGCCGCUUCCUCUGGCCGCGGAGGGUCCGCGCCGGCCCCGCGCCCCGCCCCGCCGGCCCCGGCCCCCGCCGCCGCCCCGGACCCCGGCCCGCCCAUGAGCAGCCUCAACGCCACCACGCCCGGCCGCCCCGGGCCCGGGCCCAGUUUGGCGUGGACUAAAAUGGACAUAGCCAUCAUGGCAGGAGUGAUCACCGCCGUGGCCGUCUUCCUGGUGGGCCUGCUCCUGCUCAUCCUGCACUACGCGUACCGGCACAAGGGCACGUACCGCACGCACGAGGACAAGGGCACUGAGUUUGCUGAGAGCGCGGACGCGGCCCUGCAGGGCGACCCGUCGCUGCAGGACGCUGGGGACAGCAGCAGAAAGGAGUACUUCAUCUGAGGCACCACACUCCCCUCCCCCACCCUCCUCCUGCUCCGGACCUCACGCCGCCAUCUGUGCCUCCAAGCAGACCACCGAGCAGCCCCUGAGAACCCUGGGCUGGGGCGCUGGGAGGAGGGGAAGAGCCAGCAGGGAGGCCCCUCCCGGGGGGACCUCCAGAUGCCAGCCUGUGUCUAUAGGGGACAUUCGGGUCCUCUGGGCAGUGCCAUUGUCAUCAGGGCACAUCCCUGCUGGGUGUGAGUGGGGUGGGGGCUGGGGAAGAGAGAAGAGUCAGGCCGUGCUAACGGGGACAAUGGCAUCCGAUGUCAGUCCUUGGCAUUUGGGGGAGCAGCAGGUGACUGAGCUGAAGCACCUUUGUCUCCCAUUGAUCCACCUCUCAGUGAUAGGAAAUAAAUUUGAGACGUACCUGAG